AGCGCGAGCGCAGCGCGACAGUCGCGAGCGAACUGGCUUAUGUGAUAGAAUCGUGGAGAAUAUGUUCGUGAGUCUGCGUACUGGUAUCACCUCCGAGACCGACGACGUCGAAACGUUCGAGUUCGAUCGCGUUUACUACUCGUAUUAUUUAAUCGCGAAAUUAAUAUUACCAAGAACCGAAUACUCCUCGUCGACGAUGGAGGGUAUUUGAUAAAUAAAAAAAAGUGGAAAAAAAUUCGAUACUUGAUCACAGCGAGAGUGAUCCAGCAAUCCGAAUCCUCGAGCUUUCGAAUCUAAUCUUCCUCAAACGUGUGCGGUGUCCGAAAUCUUCGCGUGGUUUUUUUCGCGUCAUUUUCGAAUUAAUACCUACCUAAGUAUAAAUGAUCAAUCGUCAUGUGUCACGAGGAGGAGAUACAAUGAGUGCGACUUCGAAAUCGGCCACCAACAGUCCGAUAAUCGCGCCGAAACCGAUCAUUUCGCCGUCUUCGAUCAGCGUCACCAACAGCCCGCGAAUCUGCCGGUCGCAGAAAUACGUGCAGAAGAUCCUGGAAAAUGAGAAAGUCCAAGAAGAAGCCCGCCGAUUGCUGAUGGACGGUCAGCAGAAGCUGGUCAUUAUACCGAUGGGCAAAAGCGGAGCUAAUGGAAAGAUAACUCCCCAAGUUCGAGUCUGCUCGACGAGUGUGGCCAACAGCAGCGAUAGCAGCGAUGGUAAAAGGACACCUCCGAGAAGGAAACGACAGCAGCCCACCAAUAACGUAGGAGGAGGCAGCGGCAAUAUCUCCGGCAAAGGGUACCACCAUCAGCAUCAUCAUCAGUCUACGAUUUGGAAACCGAGUGUGCAAAAAACGCCCAGAAAUUCGCCCAGCUUGAGGAGCCUGAAGGCGAUGAAUAUCGAAGAGAAACACGAAGCUGGGCUGCUGCCACCGUCUCCCAGCUUGAGAUCGUUCACCACGUACAACGAUAUGCCGGUAUCGAAUACGCUCAGACCGUUAUCAGACGUCGUCUCCGUCAGAUCGCUGGUGUCGAUCGGGAUGGGAUCGACGGAUGGCAAGAAAUUGGUCAUUAGGAGGGUUCCGACGUCGCCUUCGGAUUUAUUGAAUUUUGCUCACGCGUCGCCAGGAAUUGGCACAGAAGAUGAUUUCUCGUCGUGCAGCAGCUUCAGCGGCACGUUAUCAGAUAUCGGUGUGAAUUACAAACCUCGUCGACGUUACUGGUCGAAUAAAUUGCAAUUUAUUUUAGCCUGCGUUGGGUACUCGAUUGGCUUAGGCAAUCUGUGGAGGUUCCCAUAUCUGUGUUACAAAAGUGGCGGAGGCGUGUUCCUAAUACCGUAUUUUCUAAUAUUAUUAAUGUGCGGACUACCGUUGAUGUAUAUGGAAUUAGCUGUCGGACAGUUCACUAGAAGAGGACCGAUCGGAGCUUUAUCAAAAUUGUGCCCAAUUUUAAAAGGUGCUGGUAUAUCGAGCGUAGUCGUAUCGUUCUUCCUAUCCACUUAUUACAACGUUAUAAUCGCAUACACCUUGUUUUACCUGUUCACCGCGUUCCGAAGCGAUCCUCCAUGGGAUCAUUGUAGUAAUCGAUGGAAUACCCCAAAUUGCUGGAAAAAAUCGUUCGACACGAUGAAUCGAACCAGACCGAUUGUGCCGAAAACGCCGGCCGAGGAAUUUUACGCGAAAAAAGUCCUACAAAUAAGUUCCGGUUUCCAAGAGUUCGGCAUCAUGCGAUGGGAAUUAGUCGCCUGUCUAUUCAUCGUCUGGGUGCUGGUGUAUUUUUCACUAUGGAAAAGCGUUCGAUCCUCCGGCAAAGUGUUAUACUUCACGGCUACCGUACCUUUCGUUUUAGUUUUAAUUUUCAUCGGUCAUUCUUUGAGCUUAGAAGGUGCAAGUUUAGGCCUACAGUAUUUGUUCUAUCCUAAAUGGGAACUUUUGCUCGAUUCAAAGGUUUGGGUGAACGCCGCAGCUCAAAAUUUCAACAGCAUGGGCAUAGCUUUCGGUUCGGUGAUCAGUUUCGCCAGCUAUAACAAGUAUAAUAAUCAAAUCGUACACGAUGCUGUGGCUGUUUCGUGUAUUAACGGUAUCACGAGCUUAUUAGUGGCUGUUUUUGCGUUCACGACGAUCGGUAAUAUUGCUUGGGAUCAAGGCGAGUCGAUCGAAAGUGUCAUAACCGAUGGACCCGGUUUGGUAUUCGUGGUGUAUCCGCAAGCCCUGUCGCAGAUUCCAUUGGCCGGAUUUUGGUCUGUUUUGUUCUUCUUCACGUUGCUCUGUAUAGGACUUAAUAGCCAGUUUGCCAUUGUCGAAGUAGUCGUGACUUCUGUUCAAGACGGUUUCCCUAAUUGGAUCAAGAGGAAGUUGGUGUGCCAUGAGAUUUUAGUGCUGGUCGUGUGCUUUGUAUCGUUUAUCGUAGGAUUACCGAAUGUUUUUCAAGGAGGUAUUUACUUUUUCCAAUUGAUCGAUCAUUUCGUCGCAUCCAUAUCGAUCAUGUACAUAGCGUUUUUCGAAGUAAUCGCCAUAGCCUGGAUUUAUGGAUCGGAUCGACUGUCAGAGAACAUCGAGAAAAUGACCAAGCACAAACCUUACUUUUUUUUCACCUACUGCUGGAGAAUCGUUACGCCUCUUCUGUUGAUGUGUUUAUUAAUAUUUAGUUUGCUGGAUUACGAGUCGCCUACGCAUGAUUCCAUUCGGUAUCCUUUAUGGGCGGAAGUGAUUGGCUGGAUGUUUGUCGGUUUAAGUUUAAUCUCAGUUCCUACGUUUGCUAUUUACGUUAUUUUAAAUACCGAAGGGAAUACCAUUAUCGAAAAAAUAUGGAAUUCGUUGAAACCCAAAUUGGACGAUUAUUGCAGUCAUCAUUCGGAUGAUUCGCAUAACGAACGUAAAGAUGUCCGAGAAUUGGAAACGUUGAUCGAAUUCAAAGUCGUCGAUAAUAAUAACGUCGAUUUGAAAACCACCUCGACGUCGACUAACCACGAACAAAAUGCAUAAUUACCUACAUUAUUAUAAAUAACGAGUCGUUAAUGAUAUCUACCUAUUUUUAUUUUUAUUUCUUUCUUUUUUUCAAAAGUACCUAAAUUAUAAGAACUGCCGAUUAUUACAAAAGAAGAGAAAAAAAUUCAAAAAUUACCUACCUACAUUUUUAUACAUAUAGAAAUUUUAUUUGUAUUUUAUUGAUUGUUUGUUUGUGUGAUUACCUACCCGAGUACCUAUAUUUUGUAAUUUGUAGUAUGAGUAUUUAUGACGAUGAAUUUUAAUAAAUGACAGAUCAUUAAAUGGAAUAAGAUGUUC
Messenger RNA from Planococcus citri (citrus mealybug), 3275 nucleotides. Its product is annotated as sodium- and chloride-dependent GABA transporter ine-like. The transcript has 11 exons. Lineage: Eukaryota; Metazoa; Arthropoda; Insecta; Hemiptera; Pseudococcidae. Bases 381 to 2975 code for a protein of 864 amino acids. The record is from RefSeq and is a predicted model, not a curated record. Gene Ontology annotation, biological process: sodium ion transmembrane transport. Gene Ontology annotation, cellular component: plasma membrane.